Molecule: messenger RNA, 1065 nt
Organism: Pecten maximus
Lineage: Eukaryota; Metazoa; Mollusca; Bivalvia; Pectinida; Pectinidae
Exons: 2
Coding region: 19-993 (324 amino acids)
Molecular function (GO): protein binding
Source: RefSeq, a predicted model, not a curated record
UCUGUCACGUCUUCCAACAUGUCUGCCAGGAUUGUCAUUGUCUCCCUGUUUAUUUGUCUAAUUAGAGGACUGGAUGGGGUAGCACAACAACCCAACGACGAACCACAAUUGAUGGAGUUCAUCGCCUCCAUUAACCAAAAACUAACGAAAAUGGAACAUCAGCUCACUGAUAAAGAUGUCCAAAUUAGAAAUCUCGAAACUAAACUGGAAAACCAUAUGGCGGUUAAUGCUAAAUAUGUAAACGACAAAGAGAAGGAGAUGCAGAUGAAGAAUUUGGAAUUAGAUCAAUUGAGACAACAUGUGACGUCACUCACAGAAACGCUAUCUGAAACAGUUACUGCGUCACGUGUUCUUGCCAAUCGUGUGUCUAUCUUGGAACAAACAAUCAUCGGAGAUGAAUCUUCUGCAGAGUCUAUAUCCGCACGGAACAGUGAAGUUCAUGGUUUCUUUGAAGUAAAUGAUGAUCCCAAACAAACGCGUAUACAAAAUGAUACAAUCUUCAGUAACAUGGCAUCUGAAGAGGUUCCUUCUGAUGAUGUAGUUGAGGAUCAAACAUCAGAGACACGUCAAAUAAGGGUGGUACCUUCCUUUCCUUUGGCUUUCCACGUAGAACUGACGAAUUCAAUGGCUGUCAGUCAAGGAACUAUCGUGAAGUACAACAAUGAGGCACUAGACGAUGGAGACGGGUACAAAAUAAGUGAUGGGAUCUACACUGUAUCUGAAACCGGAACUUACGUCAUCACGUGGACAACUCUAUCGGGAUUCCGAAGCUACAUCCAAACGUUCUUGGUUGUGAACGGAGUCAAAAGAGGAGCGUCCUUCAGCGAUGCCCAGGAAAUACAUGACGUACAUCAGGCUUCUUCUGUCGUUGUCCUUAGACUGAACCAGGGAGAUCAUGUUUUUAUACAGAUAGGCCAUACGACAACUAACACUAUGUACAGUGAUAUCAGUUAUAGUGCUAGGCCUACGUUUUCGGGAUGGAAAUUAUUCUAAACGUUAAAUGGCGCAUUGUAAAUCUGUAAAUGUUAUUAAUACAAAGCAGAAAAAUAAAUUAUCUGAAAUUCA